CCGUGGCUCAUGGCUUAUACCUUGGUAUUGGCAAUUUAAACCAUAGCACUAGUGAUAAUUAUAAUAAUAAAAAUAAUAAUAAUUAUGAUCAUUAUUAUUAUUAUUUACUGAUACUUCAUUAUUAGCCAACAGCAAUCUGGCACGUUGUAAUAAAAUGAAGUAUAAUAGUGGGAAUUAGGUAAAAUGAUUCUAAUUCAUACAAUUGUAUAUUCCUUGAGAGAAAUUAAUGGUUAUGAAAAACCGUCUUUUAACAUAGAGUUUCUUUGACUAUUGUUUGAGAUGAUAAUUCACGAAAUUUUAACUGUCAAGUAUGUUUUUUUACUACUUGUGUUUUUUGAAUAUAUUACUCAAGUUCUAUGCUUAGAAGUAAUUUAUGCAAUUAAUGCUGGUGGGGAAACAUUUACCGAUAGUUUUGGAAUUAAAUACAUACGAGAUCCAUUAAUGGGGAAAGUUGGAACCGCUUCGGAUUAUGGAAAACAAUUAAUUAUCGGCCGAAUAAAUCCUGUAGAUCAAACUUUGUAUCAAACAGAGCGCUAUCAUCAUUCAACUUUUGGCUACGAUAUUCCUAUUAGUGAAGAUGGCAAGUAUGUGAUGAUACUAAAAUUUUGCGAGGUUUACUUCAACUCCCCAAAUAUGAAGGUAUUCGAUGUUGUCUUGAAUGGUGAUCAUACAGUCGUUACUGAUUUGGAUAUUUUUGAGAAAGUUGGAAAAGGUGUCGCUUAUAAUGAGUACAUUCCUUUCGCAAUACAAAAGGGUAAAUUAAUGUACAAUAACGAGGAAUCUGAUAUUCUUGGAGGAAAAAUAAGGGUGGAAUUUAUUAAGGGCUAUCGAGAUAAUCCUAAAAUAAAUGCAAUAGCUGUAAUCAAAGGAGUUAUCGAUGAUGUACCAAAAUUGGGUCCAAUACCUCCAGAACCUGAUGAAUACCAUGGAAAUCAAGAAGAUGAAGAAGAAUCACCAAUAAAAGCCAGACAUCCAAGUGGUCCUCGCACACCAGAUCCAUAUUCGAUUGAUGAUUCCUCAAUAAUGCUGCCUGUCUUUGUUGCUAUUGGAGCAUUUAUACCUCUUUUGUUUUGUUUAUGCAAACUUUAAAUAUUGUAUGUCUAAGGACAUUCAUGAUGCUAUAGAUGACGAAGAUAUAGUAAAAAAUUAUUAUGCUUAGUUAUAGACCGUUCUAAUUUAAAUAUUAACAAUAUUCCAUGCAAUUUUAAUAUACAUUGAAAACAAACUAUUUUUUAUAUCUAUAAUUGCUUUAAGUGAAAGAGGAAAUUGCAAAGAAAAACAUCCAAAAGUCAAUUGAGUCAUAGUAAACCAAUAUAUUAUAAUGUACUUAAUUUAUUAAAUUUACUUAAUGAAUUUUUUAUUUAUUUUUAUGGAUGAAUAAGUGUAUAUGUAAAUAAAAGAACUUAUAUAAUAUUGUAUUUUAAGUUAUAAAUUAAUAAUACAAUGAUUGAGUUUAUCAAGUGACUUACGCUGAAAUUAAUAGCAAUUUAUAGACCCGUGAUAGUUAAAAAUAAAAACCUUUAUUAUCAAAUAUGAAUUAUCUAUUUAAUGCUCUAUAUUUUUGUAAGCUUCUUUUCUUUCAUUAGAACCACUUAACUUAUUAUCACGUGUUAUCAUAGAUUUAAAGUACAAAAUUCAUUAUUUAUCAAACCAAAAUCUUCAACUUUUUAGAUAAUCAAUAUCAGUCAUAAAUAUUUUUAAUUCGUCCCAAUGAAAGGUAAAAAAAUUAAAUAAUUAUUGAUUUUUUAUACAUGUAGCUUACAUUUUGGUGCUUGAACCUUAGACUAAAAGAAUUGACUGUUGAGUAAUUUACUUUAUUAAUGAUUAUGUCGUUGUUAAACAAAAUAACUCUUUCAAUCGUAAUAAGCUUAUUCAUGUCAUACAAAAACAUGCUCUCACAUGAUUGUCAAACAUUCAAUUCAUCAUUAAUUUAUGAAUUUCACUACUUGGUUACAAUAAUGGCAUGGAAGUGAAUAAAAGAGUAAAUUUAUACAAUACUUAGUUCUUUAUAGAGUUGAAAAAGUGACUGUUAGAUUAUACACUUAAACAUUUUUUUAAAUAAAACGAGACGAUUAAAACACA
Molecule: messenger RNA, 2082 nt
Organism: Microplitis demolitor
Lineage: Eukaryota; Metazoa; Arthropoda; Insecta; Hymenoptera; Braconidae
Product: malectin-B
Exons: 5
Coding region: 280-1089 (269 amino acids)
Cellular component (GO): membrane
Molecular function (GO): carbohydrate binding
Source: RefSeq, a predicted model, not a curated record